AUGGCCCUACUCAUGGACGAGACGGCUUACAAGCUCCUCUGGAUGGCCCAGUGGAAGCUGCAACAGGAGUCAGAGCACAUGGAGCCCAUGCUCACCAGAAUGGUCGGCCACCUUUCCGUCUAUCAGAGAGCGGCCGAGUACAUGGAGUCACACGACGUGAGCGACACACCCACUGACAGCAGCGACGCCUUUGCCCCCACGCCAGACGCUGAUGCUUGUUGUGACCAGGUGGCGGACGCCAUCUUUGGGCCCGAGAAAGACCCGCCCGGAGAAGUCGUCGACGAGUUUUCAGAGCUGUUGAGACAUAGUUCGAGGGGAUCCUCUCCUCCGUCGGAAGGAGGAUCAGUGCCACCACCAGCCGACUCGGUGAUCGUCAGGACGAUUGAAAUCGACGCCGCCGCAGCCGCCGCCGAAGGCGAGAGGAACCCGUUUUCCGACGACGAAGAGGUUUCCAGCGUUGGCGAGGACGACAUUAACUGGAGCAGCGACGACGAAACCGAGUUUGGGAGCGUGUCGAGCUUUGACGAGGAGAACGAGGGCGACGAUCAUGGCGAAGACGAACUUGCCCGUCGUCGCGAAAUCCUGAGGGAGAAGAUGGGCGACGUGGACAUGGAUCCGAUCUGGAGGCACAAAGUACCGUCGACGUCGCCGCAGCCGCAGCCGCAAUCGCCACCACCUGAUUUUGACGGGUGGGCACGGUGUUUCCCACCCCUGGCCCGGCCUGGCACGCCCUCACCGGCAAUAAUCCAUGGUGUUGCCCUCGUGGCGUCGUGA
Fonsecaea pedrosoi CBS 271.37 is the source of this 774-nucleotide messenger RNA. RefSeq lists its product as uncharacterized. Bases 1 to 774 code for a protein of 257 amino acids. Lineage: Eukaryota; Fungi; Ascomycota; Eurotiomycetes; Chaetothyriales; Herpotrichiellaceae. The record is from RefSeq and is a predicted model, not a curated record. The transcript has a single exon.